Lotus japonicus is the source of this 560-nucleotide messenger RNA. RefSeq lists its product as uncharacterized. The coding region runs from base 62 to 328 and encodes 88 amino acids. The transcript is spliced from 4 exons. Lineage: Eukaryota; Viridiplantae; Streptophyta; Magnoliopsida; Fabales; Fabaceae. The record is from RefSeq and is a predicted model, not a curated record.
AGCGCGCGCAUCGAUAUUCAGUUGCAAUUUCCCUCCCAAGCAAGCAAGAAGCUUCACAUCAAUGGCGGAUCCAGAGUCAGCACUAACGGUAGCAGAAACCGAAAGCCACCUCACCUCUCUCAUCUACGAGAUUUCAAAUGAAGCACAAUCGGUGAUGGAGAACAUGCUUAAGAUGACAGCUGAAAUUAAUCAGAAUUCUGCAGUGAUAGAUGAAGAGGUGGAGAAAUGCAAAGGUUCUGCUCUCGAGAGGAAAAGAGCCUUAGAUGAAGAGAAGGAUCAUUUUCAGAAAGCUGCUUAUGCUGUUCUUGACAUGCUCAACAGAGAUUAAAACGCUCUACGCAGGUUGCCUGGAAGUGCUUGAAGUUGAAGAACUCUUAAUUCUGUAAAGUAAACAUGCUCUUCCUAAAUGACUUAUACCUCUGGGUUAUGCAAUAUGUUGUCAUGCAUUUGUAUGACUAUUAGAUACUUUCAUUCUCUAUAAUUGACAAGCUCUAAUGGAUCCAAGGUUUCCUGAAAUUCAGAUUAAAUGAAUUACAAUUUCAGUUCAUUUUUUUUUCCAA